This is a messenger RNA of Colletotrichum spaethianum, 3870 nucleotides long. Its product is annotated as ABC transporter BEA3. NCBI's taxonomy places the organism in Eukaryota, Fungi, Ascomycota, Sordariomycetes, Glomerellales, Glomerellaceae. The coding region runs from base 1 to 3870 and encodes 1289 amino acids. Gene Ontology annotation, molecular function: ATP binding; ABC-type transporter activity; ATP hydrolysis activity. Gene Ontology annotation, cellular component: membrane. Gene Ontology annotation, biological process: transmembrane transport. The record is from RefSeq and is a predicted model, not a curated record. The transcript has 5 exons.
AUGGCCAAAAGUCCAGUCCGGACCAGCGAGACCGCGACACCAGCCAAGACGACUUUAGUGCGGAAACCAAAAUUCACCGACUACCUUAGAGUCUUCACCUACGCGACGAAAUGGGACUUCUUCGUCUACGUGAUCGCGUCGGUGGCGUCCAUCGCCGCCGGCGUCACCCUGCCGCUCAUGAACAUCAUCUUCGGCCAGCUCGUCGGCCAGUUCACUAGCUACUUCAGCGACAACACCACCAUCACCCGCUCGCAGUUCGACAGCAUCCUCAACCGCCAGGCCUUGUACAUCACGGCCCUCUUCGUCGGCCGAUGGGCGCUCAACGCCAUCAACAAGUUCUGCUUCAGGAUGAUUGGGAUCCGGCUCUCGUCUGCCAUCCGCCUGCACUAUCUGCAGUCGUUGUUCGCUCAGUCGAUUCACGUCAUUGACUCGAUGCCUCCAGGAGCUGCGGCGACUGCCAUCACGGGGACGUCAGCUGUGUUGCAGAUCGGCAUUUCCGACCGCCUGGGCACCUUCUUGCAGUUCAACGGCACGAUCUGGGCGGCCCUGGUCAUUGCCUUCAUCUGGAGUUGGGAUCUCACCUUGGUGACUGCGUCGUUAAUCCUGUACAUUCUGAUCGUCCUGGCCGUGGUUAUGCCUAUCAUCGUCAAGGGAGAGACUGCCACAACCGAAGCUGAUGCUCAGGGUACUGCCGUCGCGAGCGAAGCCCUUGGAGGUAUUCGUUUGGUGAUGGCUUGCGGUGCGCAGAGGCACAUCAUCUCCCGCUAUGAAUCUUGGGUGCAGGAAGCUAUGAAGCGGGCCCAGAAGACUGCCCCAGUUGUGGCGAUUCAGUUCGGUCUUAUCUUUUUCGGCGUAUUCGGUGCGUUCGGUCUGGCAUUCUGGUACGGCACCCAGCGCUACAUCGCCGGCGCGCUCAACGAUGCUGGUGUGGUCGUCGUGGUGCUGAUGUCCGUUAUGAUGAUUCUUACUUCCCUAGAAAGGAUUUCAACACCAAUCAUCGCCGUCAGCAAGGCGAUGGUGGCUGCCUGCGAGCUUUUCACAGUGAUCGAUGCCCCUCUGCCUCCUACCGGUACCCUGAAGCCAGAUAUUGACUCUCAGGAUAUCGUGUUUGAAGACGUGACAUUCGAGUACCCCAGUCGGGCCGGUGUCAAGGUUCUCAACUCACUGAGCUUUCGCAUCCAGCCGGGCCAGAACGUGGCUCUCGUCGGUCCAUCUGGCUCCGGUAAAAGCACCAUCGUUGGCUUACUGGAGCGGUGGUACUCGUUAAGAGAGCAACACGCUUUGCCCCGGGUUGUUGAUGAUCAGUCUUUGGAAAAGCCAGAAAAUGAAACAGUGGAAUGCGUUAACGAAGAGCUGAAAUCGCUGAUUCUACCCAACCUCUCUGGGGCCAUCAGCGUCGGUGGCGUGAAUCUAGAGGACCUUGACCUCAAGUGGUGGAGAGCUCAGGUCGGGCUGGUUCAGCAGGAGCCCUUCCUUUUCAACAACACUAUCUUCAGCAAUGUUGCCAACGGCCUCAUCGGUACCGAGUGGGAGAACGAGCCCGAAACUGUCAAGCGAGAGCUUGUUCGUGACGCUUGUCAAGAAUCUUACGCCCACGAGUUCAUCUGCCGACUACCGGAUGGCUAUGAUACGCGGGUUGGUGACGGAGGCGCCAAACUGUCCGGCGGUCAAAAACAACGUCUUGCAAUCGCUAGGAGUAUUAUCAAGAAGCCUCGUAUCAUCAUACUCGAUGAAGCCACCAGUGCAAUUGACGCCAAAAGCGAAAAGAUUGUCCAGGCCGCGCUCGACCGAGUCACACAAGGACGCACCACCAUUACCAUCGCUCAUCGGCUAUCAACAAUCAAGAAGGCCGACAACAUCGUCGUGCUGCAACGAGGGCAGGCGGUCGAACAGGGCACUCACCAAAGUCUUCUGAGUGACCCUUCGAGUGUCUACAGCUCCUUGGUACGAGCCCAAGCACUAAAUUUGUCAACACCGGGGAAGUCAGUGUCAGACGCUUCUGCUUCGGGGCUCGAGUCGGAAAUGGAAGAGAAGGUUUUUGUGGAUCAUGUGAAUCUCCCGUCUGUAGCCUUUACGGAUACCUCUGAAGGCGAGGCGUCCCACAAGUCUCGUGGUCUGGUACGCAGCUUUGGAAAGCUCCUUUACGAACGGAGAGCGAAUUGGACGUCGUACAUUGCCGUAAUCUUGUCCUGCAUGGCGACUGCAGCCGGCACGCCUGUACAGGCGUGGCUCUUCUCCAAAGUCCUCGCCGUGUUUCUCCUGACUGGCGACGACCUCAAGAGAGGAGCAGACUUUUGGGGUCUGAUGUGGUUUGCCCUCGCCGGAGGUGUUGGUCUGGCUUACGUCGCUCAGUGCUGGAUCGGCCUGCGUCUCCAGUACUUCGUCAGCGCGACAUACAAGAAGCAAUACCUCACCGAUAUGCUGCAUCAACAUCUCAGCUUCUUCGAUGAGGACAAGAACUCCCACGGUGCCCUGAGCUCCAGAAUCUCAGGCGACGCAAAGUUACUAGAGGAGCUGCUUGGCUUGAACCUGGCGAUGCUGCUUUCCGGUAUCUUCACUGUCAUCGGAUGUAUCACCAUCGCGCUUAUUUUCGGCUGGAAGCUCGGCUUGGUCGCCAUGUUCAUCACUAUGCCAAUCAUGCUGGGCGCAGGAUUGUGGAAGUACAGACAUGAGGUGCAGUUCGACAAGAUGAAUAUGGCGGUCUUUGGGGAGAGCUCGCAGUUCGCCACCGAAGCUAUCGGGGCUAUCAGGACAGUCUCCUCUCUCGGUAUGGAAUCCGUCAUCAAUGCGCGGUACGAAAAGCUCCUCAGCGGACACAUCCUAGCAGCUCGUCGCAAAGCACAGUGGACGGCCGUGCUCUAUGGCUUCGCAGAUAGUGCGUUGGUCUUCUGGUACGGCGGCAGGCUUUUGGCCAGUGGCGAGUAUUCCAUGGAGGCAUUCUUCGUCUGUUUCAUGGCAAUCAUUCAGGGCGCAGAGGCAGCCAGUCAAAUUUUGGCCGUGGCUCCCAGCGCUGCGCAGGCGGCUGCUGCUGCUGAUCGCAUCCUCGACGUCAGGGAGUCUGCGGAUGUUGGUCAAGCCGCGACAAGAGGCAGUGAAGACAUAGCCGAAGCCGAAGGAGGCGUGCGAGUCGAGUUGCGAGACGUCGACUUCAAGUAUCCCACGCGUGACGUUGUCGUGUUCGAGGGUCUGAACCUCACCAUCGAGAAGGGUCAAUACGCGGCCUUCGUGGGCCCCUCGGGAUGCGGCAAGACAACCAUCAUCUCUCUCCUGGAACGGUUCUACGAUCUGAACAAAGGCCACGGCUCGAUUCUCUGCAAUGGCGUCAAUAUCCACGACCUCGACGUGUAUGAGUACCGCCAGCACGUCUCACUCGUCGCUCAGGAGCCGAUCAUGUUCCGAGGGAUGGUCCGCGAUAACAUUCUCUUCGGCAUCGAGAAUCCUAGCUCGAUUUCUGAUGAGAGGAUACACGAGGUCUGUAUCGACGCCUUCAUCCACGACUUCAUCGUCUCUCUGCCCGAGGGUUAUGAUACCGACGUCGGUGCCAAGGGCGUGUCCAUGUCUGGCGGACAGAAGCAGCGCAUUGCCAUCGCGCGUGCCCUGAUCCGCGAUCCUAAGCUCCUGCUGCUGGACGAAGCCACAUCGGCGCUGGACUCUGAGUCAGAGAAGAUUGUGCAAGCCGCAUUCGAGAGGGCGCGUGAUGGACGGACCGUGGUGGCCGUGGCCCACAGGCUAUCGACCAUCCAGAACGCUGAUGUCAUUUUCGUCUUCAGCGAGGGAGGGUGGUGGAGAAGGGGUCUCACAACGAGCUUAUUAGGAAACAGGGCGUCUACUGGGAGAUGUGCCAGACUCAAGCCUUGGAUCAAUAGGUGA